Messenger RNA from Xenopus tropicalis (tropical clawed frog), 1122 nucleotides. Its product is annotated as vomeronasal type-2 receptor 26. The record is from RefSeq and is a predicted model, not a curated record. Bases 1 to 1122 code for a protein of 373 amino acids. Gene Ontology annotation, molecular function: G protein-coupled receptor activity. The transcript is spliced from 3 exons. Gene Ontology annotation, biological process: G protein-coupled receptor signaling pathway. Lineage: Eukaryota; Metazoa; Chordata; Amphibia; Anura; Pipidae. Gene Ontology annotation, cellular component: plasma membrane; membrane.
AUGACGGCCCUGGCCCUGGCCGGACAUAUGAGGAAGCAAGCUGCAACAAGGAAGACGCAGACGGUGGGGGAGCCGCAGGGAAGCCACAGGGGAGCCGCAGGAGGUACGAUCCCAGUCUCGAGGUGCAGUGCCAGCUGUCUCCCUGGUUACAGGAAAGCUUUUGCGGAAGGAAAGCAAGUUUGCUGUUAUGAGUGUGUUCAGUGCUCAGAAGGAGAAAUAUCCCCAUUGCCAGACAUGGAGAAUUGCAUGAAAUGUCCUGAAGACCAAUGGUCCAAUGAGAGUAGAGAUAAAUGCACCAUGAGAACCAUUGACUUCCUUUCUUACAAGGAUCUUCUUGGUGUGGCCCUAACCACCACUGCUCUAGUUCUGUCUUUUUGCUCAGCUGCAGUUUUUUGCCUCUUUUUAAAAUACAAGAAGAGCCCCAUUGUGAAAGCCAAUAACCAGGAGCUCAGUUACAUUCUUCUUCUUUCCCUCAUGCUAUCCUUUCUUUGUUCCUUACUAUUUAUUGGAAGGCCUACAAAGGUCACCUGUUUGUUGAGACAAGCUGUGUUUGGUAUCAUCUUUGCUAUUUGUAUUUCUUCCAUCUUGGGGAAAACCAUUACUGUUAUUAUUGCCUUCAAUGCCACUAGACCUGGAAGCCGGCUCAGGAACUAUGUUGGUACCCGGGUCCCUAAAUACAUUCUUCUACUAUGUACACUUCCUGAGGUUUUCAUCUGUGCACUUUGGCUCAUAAUCUCCCCCCCAUUCCCUGACUAUGACACUCACUCUGCAACAGGAAAGAUCAUUUUGCAGUGCAAUGAGGGAUCACCUAGUGCAUUCUACAUAAUGGUUGGUUACAUUGCCUUGUUGGCUUUUGUGAGUUUCUUUGUUGCUUAUCUUGCCCGUAAAUUACCAGACAUAUUUAAUGAAGCACAAUACAUAACCUUCAGCAUGUUGCUGUUCUGCAGUGUAUGGAUCUCCUUCAUCCUGGCCUAUGUGAGCACCACAGGCAAAUAUUUAGCAGCGGUGGAGAUAUUUGCCAUCCUUGUUUCCAGUGCAGGACUUCUUGGCCUUAUAUUUGUCCCUAAGUGCUAUAUUAUCUUUUUUAAACCAUCAGUGAGCACCAGAGGCCAUUUAAUGUAG